GAUUGGUCUUUCAAUCCCGGCUCGGGCGAAAGCGAUGAAGACGGUGACGGCGGAGGCUGGGCUGGGUCCGAUGCCGGUACCCCGUGCAGAACUGAAGCUGGUCCGGCUGUUGAGCCGUUGUGAAGCAAUGGCGGCCGAUAAACGAAACCCGGACGAGUGGCGGUUGGAGAAGUACGUAGCUGCUCUGGAGGAGAUGUUACUCACAUUGAAGAAACACUCCAGCAAACCAGCUCCGGAAGUGCUGAAUGAAUAUUCUCGUAAGGUGGAUUUCUUAAAGGGCCUGCUAGAAGCAGAGAAAUUGUCAUCAUCUUCUGAGAAGGCACUGGCAAAUCAGUUUUUGGCUCCUGGGAGAACUCCUACCACUGCCAAGGAACGGACCCCAGCAACAAAAACCGUGCAUCUACAGACCAAGGCCCGCUUUAUGGGCGAGAUGAGGAAUGAGCUGCUUGAUUUGGAAGAGAAAAAUUUAAGGAAACGCAUGACCCCAGUUCCUGAUGAAAAGCAGUCAGCUGCCGAACUGGAUGCUGUCCUGCAGCAUCAUCACACCAUCCAGGAGAAGUUAGCUGAAGAGAUGUUGCACCUGGCACGCAAUCUCAAGAACAACACUCUUGUGGCACAGAAUGUGAUUAAGCAAGACAAUCAGACCUUGACGCAGUCACUGAAGCUGGCUGACCAGAACUUUGAGAAACUGAAGAAUGAAUCGGAUCGCUUGGAGCAGCAUGCUAAGAAAUCUGUCAACUGGCUACUCUGGCUAAUGUUGAUCGUUGUCUGUUUCAUUUUCAUCAGCAUGAUACUGUUCAUUAGAAUCUUCCCAAAACUAAGAUGAUUUCUUGGCUGGUGUCAGCAGCAGCAGCCUGGCAUCUUAUCUUCUUCCUUAAACCCAUCAAAGCUUGCUGGGAUUUUGUAACUUGGAAAAAAUGCUCAGUGGGAGAAUAAAUGCUCAAUGGGAGAAUAAUUUGGUUGCAACAAGUUCAUAGAAUCUAAGCUGAACUGUUUUCCUCCUGCUUGAAAGACUGAAUAGGAAAGCUCCUUCUGCAUUGUUAUAACAGGAUUAAGCAAUUUAUGGGACAUAUGCAACAGCCCAGAAGUUCCUGUUUUUAUGGCCUGCAGCCCCCAAGAGGUGGCAGCUUAUUUUAAACAACAAAAGCUAAUGGGGGGUGGGGGGGAGCCAUAGAAGUGGAGCUUCUGAAUUUAACAUACCUAUUUAGAAGCAAGUAAUCCCCCAAGGAAUGUGGUGACCCUACUGUAGGGACAAAAUAGUAACAGAUCUUGAUUAGCAAAAGUUCUCCUUUCCUGAAUUACAAUUCAACAAAGGCUCUCCUUGCUGCUGGUAAAGAAGCAGAGUUAGGUGAAUUGAAAUCUCCUGAAAAUAGAAGGCCACUUCACCUACUGAGGUUGGGGAGUGGGCGUGAGAGAAAGAGAUAAUACUUAGAUGUUCUUAAUGAUUUCUCUUUCACAGGCCAGUCUCAACAAUAUCACUUUGAUCAUCGGGUUCAUUGACAAAGUACUCCUUAGCAUACAACAACCCUGGGCUAUAGAAGCUUUCCCAAUUUUCUUUGCUUUGGAAUGCUGAAAUUCCCCUUCAUGAAAUAUUUGCUAGUCUCCCCACUGCUUCUGGGGACUUUGUGGGUUAUGAUUCCAUUUCUAGGGAGACAUUCAUAACAGAUUGGCAUUUAAGUGACUUUGGCGAAUAAAAAAGGUGGCACUAUUAAUUCUUUGGAGUCAGUGCUGCUUCAUGGAAGUUAGACCUCUCUGAGGGCCUCCACAAAUUUGGACGUUGCAGCAAUAUAAGGCUGAGUGUGUCCCCUUUUUUUCAUUUGAUAUAUUGCCUCAGAAGAGGCCGUAAGGCAAGAAUUCAGAUCCGCCAAUUGAAGGUAGAUUGGGCCUCAUCUAAACAUAGAUGCACAUUUGAGUAUGAAUUCAUGGCCGGCUGGAUUGUGGAUGUUAUUCCUCUGUGCACAUUCCAAAGAAAUGGGUGGGUGGAGGUAUUUUAUGGGCACUUUUCAUUAACAACCAUCCUGAAAAGUACUGCACCAGCAGUGUGGUUAAUAAUCUGUAGGAAACAGCAACACCCCCAAUUGGGCCUCAGCAUUUUAACUUGGCAUUUACACAGCAGAAG
This is a messenger RNA of Pseudonaja textilis, 2119 nucleotides long. It is a transcript of the gene USE1, whose product is annotated as unconventional SNARE in the ER 1. Gene Ontology annotation, cellular component: endoplasmic reticulum; SNARE complex. Gene Ontology annotation, biological process: retrograde vesicle-mediated transport, Golgi to endoplasmic reticulum. The record is from RefSeq and is a predicted model, not a curated record. Gene Ontology annotation, molecular function: SNAP receptor activity. NCBI's taxonomy places the organism in Eukaryota, Metazoa, Chordata, Lepidosauria, Squamata, Elapidae.